AUGCCUUCGGAUCUUGCUGGUAAAGUGGUCUUUCUCACCGGCGCAGCAAGCGGUAUUGGACGAGGCACGGCGAUCAAACUUCAUAGUCUAGGGGCCAUACUCGUCAUCACGGAUAUCAACGAAGCUGGUAUCGCCGAUACUCUUCAACUCUGCGGCAGAAACGAUGCAGGGCGUCAUACGGGCCUUAUUCUAGAUGUGUCUAAAGCAGCCGACGCAGAACAGUGCGUGGCAGAGGUCGUAGCCAAGCAUGGACAUAUUGACCAUGUGUUUAAUUGUGCCGGCAUCAACCCAACGUCCAUGCCUUUGACGGAGACUAGCGAGGCGUAUUUUGAUAAGCUAGUCGGAGUAAAUCUGAAGGGCACAUAUAACAUAACCAAGGCUACUAUGCCGCACAUGACGGCGCCGGGAGGUAGCUACGUUAACGUUAGCAGUAUUUCCGGGUGGAACCCUACCAUGGGAACAGCGAUCUACUGCGCUACUAAAUUCGGUGUAAUCGGGUUUAGCAAGUGUAUGGCUCUUGAGCUGGGACCCAAAGGUAUAAGAGUGAACAUCGUGUGCCCGGGCUACGUUGAUACGCCAACCAAUGCGGGGAUCGCCAAGGGGACAGCUGCAGCAAGAACUGCCAUGGAACAGGGGAACGCAUUGGGCAGGAUGGGUACCCCGAAAGAUAUUGCUGGGGUCGUAGCGUUUCUCAUGAGUAACGAGGCAAGGUAUAUGAACGGUAGUGUCGUGGGUGUUGAUGGAAUGCUGAGGACAUAGGGUAAAAAUCUAUACAUACUUAGGCAUACACGUUAUCUUCGUGGUUAUGCCAUGUGCGUCUAGGACGGAACGUCUGAAUGGAGACGGAUGGUAGCAUGUUACGACAGUAUACACGCUGAUUUCUUUUUUGCAACUCGUUACGAUAUGGCCCAAUCAUAGGUGUCAUG
This is a messenger RNA of Hypoxylon trugodes, 926 nucleotides long. Its product is annotated as 3-oxoacyl-reductase. The record is from RefSeq and is a predicted model, not a curated record. The transcript is spliced from 3 exons. Lineage: Eukaryota; Fungi; Ascomycota; Sordariomycetes; Xylariales; Hypoxylaceae. Bases 1 to 759 code for a protein of 252 amino acids. Gene Ontology annotation, molecular function: oxidoreductase activity.